UUGGAGUUUAGAGUGGAGAACUUGGAGAACGUGAACGUCAGUGAACGUCAUGUGGAAUGCGAAUAUAUGUACGAAAUAUAUGUAUAUAUACGAGAAAAACAUUAAUUACGUCAAUAUUAUUGCAAUAAAAAAAUUUAGAGUUGUUAAUUGUGAUGAUUGAAGAAAAAAAAGGAGAAAUACGUCACAGCUGACAGCUGUCAUAAAUGUUUUAUUUGUUUAUUUAUGUUAUUUUAAAUAAAAUAAUCUUUCGGAGUACUAAUUAAACCGUUUUUAUCAAAAACUGUGAAAUAAUCAUACAUAUUUUGAAUGAUCUUCGACAUGUUUUUUAACCCUGAUACUUGUAAUAAUAAUAAUAACAAUAAUAGUUUGCUAAAAUAAUAAAUUCCCCGGCAACAGUAUGGAGUGAAAUAAUUAUCAAUCAUCAUUGUGCUGGUCAUUUUAGUUUACAUGAAACAUUCAAAAGUAAAUAUUUAUCGUGGCACAAGUAAUAAAUCUAUUUAAUGAUUGUAAACAUUAAAAAAAUUUAAUAUUCAUUAUUUGCCGUUAAAUAAAUUCGAGUUUAAGCGACUGACUUCAAUUAAAUAGAUGUUAUGAUUUUGGGAAGAUGCUUAUUUUUUAAUUCAACACGUUUAUUAUCUAAGUUUACCAAAAUUUCCAACAAUAAUUAUCGGAGAGUUGUUCACGCGCAAUUACCAGCUAAUGCUUAUCAAUUACAAAGGUCAAGGUGCAGAAAACUGAUAGUAAGAAUGGCAUCGACGUCUCACGGAGAUACUAAGGACAAAAAAAAUAAAUUGGCGCUGGAAAAGUCUUCGUAUUUAUUACAGCAUGCUAGCAAUCCAGUUGACUGGUAUCCCUGGAGUGAUGAGGCGCUGGAAAAGGCCAAGAGAGAAGAUAAAUUGAUAUUUUUGUCUGUGGGUUACUCGACCUGUCACUGGUGCCAUGUUAUGGAGAAAGAGUCCUUUGAAAAUGACGAGAUCGCUGAAAUUAUGAAUAGAUAUUUUGUUAAUAUCAAAGUCGAUCGUGAAGAACGACCUGAUAUUGAUAAAAUAUACAUGACUUUUGUCCAGUCAAUUUCAGGACACGGUGGAUGGCCAAUGAGUGUAUUUUUAACACCGACGUUGAUUCCUAUUAUGGGUGGCACCUAUUUUCCUCCAGUUGAUAAAUUUGGACAGCCUGGUUUUAAAAAAAUUUUACUGAGCAUUGCACAUAAGUGGCUGGAAAAUAAGAGGGAUUUAUUAAAAUCGGGAACUAAAAUUCUUGAGAUAUUAAAAACAUCUGCUGAAAGUAAACACUCAAGCUUAACCGGCAAAAAUCCACCACCUAAAGAUUGUGGUAAAUUAUGCGUACAGCAACUAAUAAGAUCUUAUGAUCAUGAAUUCGGUGGCUUUUCUGACGCGCCAAAAUUCCCACAGCCAAUUAAUUUGGAAUUACUGUUCCAUAUGUAUGGUCGUGAUGCUAAAGAUGAAAUGAAUCAGGAAUGUUUGAGUAUGUGUACACAUACUUUGACCAAAAUGGCUAAUGGUGGAAUUCAUGAUCAUGUUGGCCAGGGUUUCGCAAGAUAUUCAGUGGAUGGAAAAUGGCAUGUACCGCACUUUGAAAAAAUGUUGUACGACCAAGCACAAUUAUUACGCUCGUACGCAAACGCUUACAUUGUUACAAAAGAUAAAUUUUUUUCUGACGUUGUUGAUGAUAUUGUCACUUAUUGUGUUCGAGAUCUGCGGCACAAGGACGGAGGAUACUACAGUGCUGAAGAUGCUGAUUCUUUGCCGACUGCUGAGGCUACUGCUAAGCAAGAAGGUGCUUUUUACGUCUGGACAAUGGAAGAAAUUGAAACUCAUUUGGAGAAAAAAAUUCCCGACCGUGAUUUAAAAGUAAGUGAUAUUUUUGCGUACCAUUUUAAUGUAAAAGAAGAUGGUAAUGUUUCUCAAAGACAAGAUCCACAUGGCGAGCUGACGAAUAAAAAUGUCUUGAUUGUCUUCGGUAGUGUUAAAGAUACCGCCGAUAGAUUUGAUUUCAGUGUAGAAGAUGUAGAGAAGUAUUUAGCAGAAGCUAAACUAAUACUUUUUGAAGCACGUUUACAGAGACCUCGGCCACACUUGGAUGACAAGAUAAUAACAGCGUGGAAUGGCCUUAUGAUAAAUGGUUUAGCGUACAUAGGUGUUGCAAUUAAAAAUAAACAGUACAUACAAUACGCUGAAGAUGAUACUAAUUUUAUAGAGUGUUAUUUGUAUGACAAAAAGAGUAAAAUUUAAUUACGAAGUUAUUAUCGCGAUGAUGGAGAUAUAAUAAUGCAACCGUAAAAAACUGCAAAACAUGGUUUUCAUACAGAUUACGCGUUUGUAGUUCAAAGAAAACUUGAUUUAUACGAUGCGAAUUUAAAUAUCCACUCGCUUGAGCUUGCUGAAGAGUUGCAGGAUAUUCAAAAUAAAUUAUUUUGGGAUGAUAAAGAUGGUGGUUAUUUCAAUACGAUUAACAACGAUAAGAAUAUAACCCUGAGACUAAAAGACGAACACGAUGGCGCUGAACCUUCAAGUAAUUCAGUAGCAUGUGGCAAUUUAUUACGAUUAGCGUCUUGUUUAAGCCGCACAGAUUACAACAGCAAAAUUGUUGAAUUACUAAGUUUUUUUGGUGAUACUUUAAUGAGAAUACCUAUCGCAAUUCCUGGAUUAUGUUGUUCUUUAUUGCAUUACUGGGACACCACCACUCAGAUAUAUAUCGCCGGUAAAAGAGACGCUAAAGAUACUGAGGAGUUACUUAGCAUCAUUAGAGAUCGCUUGAUUCCUGCGAAAUUAAUCAUACUCACAGACCCCGACGACUCUGACUCGGUGUUAAUCAGACGAAACGAAGUUGUAAGUAAAAUGAAAAUGCAGAAUGGUCGGGCUACUGCUUACGUAUGUAGACAUCGCACUUGCUCUCUACCGGUUGUUGAAUCAAGGCAGCUUGCUGAACUUAUCGAUGAGGAUAAUUGAAUUGAUACUUGAUGAAUAUUUUAAAUCCCGGCGGGUCUAAGACAAUAGCUUAAAAAAUUACUGAUAAGUUAUUGAUAUACUUUUUAACUUUAGAGAUAAUAAACGUGAUAUGGAUAUUAGUGAUGUAAAUCAAAUAAACACACUUGUAGAUGUGUACAAAAAUUGUAAUUAAUUGAUAAAAGCUUUAAAUUAAAAUAAAUAUAUCAAUUCAA
Molecule: messenger RNA, 3181 nt
Organism: Cotesia glomerata
Lineage: Eukaryota; Metazoa; Arthropoda; Insecta; Hymenoptera; Braconidae
Product: spermatogenesis-associated protein 20-like
Exons: 12
Biological process (GO): carbohydrate metabolic process
Source: RefSeq, a predicted model, not a curated record